UUGUUUCCGAGGGUUCAACUGCUACACAGGACCAGGAGGCCAAGGCUUGAGCGGAGGGAGAGGCAUAGUGUGCCUAGAGCCAUGGACUACCAACAGAAGCUGGCUGAAAAGCUGACCAUCCUCAAUGAGAGAGGGAAUGGGGUUUUGAUACGAAUGAACUACAUUAAGAAGUUAUGUGCAGACCCCAAACUGCGACCUUCUGUCCUGACAGACAAAGCCAUGGAACCUGCCAUCAAAUAUAUCAACAAGAAAUUCCCCAACAUUGACUUCAGAGGAAACAUUCAAAAUCUGACAGGCAUUCAGCGACAGAAAUCAGAAGUGCUUGCAGCUACAAGCAGCUACUACGACUCUUUCAUGGAUGUCAUAGAGUUCAGGGACCACGUUUAUGAGUUGCUGAACACCAUCGAUGCCUGUCAGUGCUUCUUUGAUAUUUCAGUCAACUUUGACUUCACCAAAAGCUACCUGGAUCUGAUCAUCACCUACACAUCAGUUAUCAUAACGCUCUCUCGCAUCGAUGACAAGAAGACGCUGGUGGGCAUGUUCAACUGUGCCCAUGAGAUGACCAAUGGGAGCAGUGACCCCUCCUACCCACGACUUGGCCAGAUGUUUAUGGAGUACGAUCAUCCCUGGAAGAAGCUCACUGAGGAGUUUGGCCCCCAUACAAGGUCUGUGACAACAGCAUUGCUUUCACUGAGGCUGGUCUACCCACGUAGGAAUCUGCCAGCAGAGCAGUGGCGGAGCGCCCAGCUCCUCAGCCUGCUCGUUGCUCCAGCUGCCAUGCUGGAUCCAGCCUGCUGUGACACUAUGGCAUGUGAAUAUCUGUCUAUGGAGGUGAUGGAGCGAUGGAUCAUUAUUGGCUUCCUGUUGUGCCACAGCAGCCUGAAUUCGAACCAGACCUCGCAGGAUCUGUGGAAGAUGGCUCUGCGGAACAACAUCUACCUCACCCUCACCAGAGAUGAAGUCCUCAACAUACAUAAGGUCUCUGAGGACCUCUUUGACAGUAUCAAAGGAUAUAAACCGCGAAUUGCAGAUAUCAAGGAAUGCCGUGAGCAUGCUUUAGUCAACAGUGGAGCUAUGCACAGAGAGAGGAGGCAGUUUCUGAGAGGCGCUAUGAAGGAAUUAUUUAAAGUUCUGGAGGAUGAACCUGGACUCCUGGGACCAAAGGCCCUGUUUGUCUUCAUGGCUCUGUCAUUUUCCCGUGACGAGGUCCUGUGGCUUGUCAGACACUCUGAGAAUAUGCCAAAGAUAAAGACACCCGAGGACUACAUUGACAAUCAGAUGGCUGAAUUGCUGUUCCACAUGGAGAAAUUAAGGGGUCUAAUGAGAAAGUACAUCCACAUAGUCCAGCGCUACUAUGUUCAGUACCUGGCUCAGUUCGAUGCCUUGGUUCUCAAUGACACCAUACAGAACAUGUAUGUGUGUCCAGAGGAGGAGUCAGUCCUCAUGAGCUCAUUCGUCUCAACCUUGUCUGCUCUUUCAAUCAAACAAGUGGACAAUAAAGAGGAGUUUGAUUUUAGAGCAGUUAGACUCGACUGGCUAAGAUUACAGGCCUACACAAGUGUGAAUAAGGCCCCUCUCCCUCUAAAAGACUAUCCUGACUUGGCAAAAGUGAUGAACAUGAUCCAGUUUCACACCAAGGUGAUCGACAGCAUGGAAGAGCUGCUGCAGGAGACGUCUGAUGUGUCCAUCCUCUGUUUCUACCCUCGUGUUUUUGAGAAGAUGUUUACCCAGAGCAGUGAGGAUAUGACCAUGAAGCGUUACCUCAUGGCCUUCCCGUCAGUCUGCUCUCACUUCGGUCACUGUGGACACCCUCUCUGCCCAGAAGAGAUGGAGGCAAUGGAGAAGAGGAGUCUGCGCCUGUGUGUCACCUUCCUGGAGCAGAUAGCCAAGCAGACCAGCAAUGUUGUGUUAGAGAUAUGUGCUGAGCAGCGCAACCUCCAUGAUCAGCUGCUGCCCAAGCACUGUGCUGAGAACAUCAGUGCGGCUCGGUAUAGAAAGCAGAAGAAACCCAUGCCAAAAAAAGGGGAGGUCCAGAAAGAGAAGCCAGGCGCUGAGAGCCGAAGGAAAGACCGGACAGUCGCCACCAAUGUGGACAAGAUGCAUCUGAUGUUAACAGAGCUCUGCUCCUCCUACAGUCUCUGCAGUGACUUUAUUGUCUUUGACCACAUCGUCGUUCCCACAGAGUUCCUCCUUUCUCAUCUGGAGAAACGCCUCUCUGAGAUCAUCGUGAGAAUGGCAAAUUACAACCAGACCACCCAGGAGAUAUCCCGCCCCUCUGACCUCCUGGCAGGGAUAAGAGCCUACACAGCCAAUCUGCACAGCCUCUCUAGCUACGUCAAUGUGGACAUCACCCGGCUGGUGAAGAGUGUCCUGCUGCAGCAAACACAGCCACUGGACUCCCAUGGAGGCCAGACUGUCACUACAGUCUACACAAACUGGUUCCUGGAGAGUCUUUUGCGUCAGGCGAGCAACUCCCUCAUCGUCCACUGUCCUACAAUGCACUGCUUUGUCAGCCAGACUACUGACAACGAACCAACUUUCAGAGCUGAGGAGUUCUCAGAUGUUGCAGAGUUACAGGCCCUGGCAGAGCUGCUUGGUCCAUAUGGCCUGAAGUUUCUGAGUGAGAACCUGAUGUGGCACAUCACCUCGCAAGUCAGCGAGCUGAAGAAAAUGGUGAUUGAGAACAUGGACAUCCUGGUACAGAUGAAGAACAACUUUGAUAAGCCCGAGGAAAUGUCCAAUCUGAAAAGGAGGUUGACAGGUGGGGAGAAUGUGCUGAAGAGGAUGACCAUCAUCGGUGUGAUCCUGUCCUUCAGAUCCAUGGCACAGAACUGUCUGAAAGAUGUCCUGCAAAAGCAUUGCCCAUACCUGAUGGGGCCCAUCGAGUGCCUGAGAGACCUCAUUUCUCCCGAAGCUGACAUUAAGGUAACUAUGAGUGUUUUUGAGCUGGCAUCUGCUGCAGGCCUGCCAUGUGAUAUUGAUCCUGCCCUUGUUACAGCUAUUGGCAGUAUGCAGACAGAUAACACAUCCAUUGAUGAGGAGCACAAGCUGUCCUGUUUGUUGCUAGUCUACAUUGCUGUGUCCCUGCCUAUCUUGGCCCUGGACCCCAACUCGUACUACAGCCGAGAGCAUGGAGGCCACAACAACAACAUCCACUGCUUAGCGACGGCUAUCAACCAGCUGGCUGCUGCCAUGUUCACCGUGCAGAACAAGAACAUAGAGCAGCAGCUCAAAGACUUUCUCUUGCUGGCCUCCUCUGCUCUGCUUCAAUUGGGACAAAAUGUUGAUAAAGUGGAGAGCAAAAACAGAGAGUCCGUCUACCUGCUCCUACACAUGAUUGUGGAGGAGUCUCCGUUCUUGAGCCAAGACAUGCUGGAGAGCUGCUUCCCGUAUGUUCUCCUCCGAAACGCCUACAGGGAAGUGUACAGGUCCUUUGUUGUCACUCUGGGCUGAAGACUUUUUUGGAUGCUUUAAAUUUAACUGGUAUUUAUCCCAAGUAUUUCAGUGUGCAUACAUGCUUUGCUUUCAUUACCACUCAGCCUGUGAUUCAUACAGGUCUUGAGCUAGAACAUGGCCGUGGAUAUUUUGAUCACAGUUCAUGUUGACUCUUGUGAGUCACAACUCUGUUUGUACCCACUU
Molecule: messenger RNA, 3639 nt
Organism: Stegastes partitus (bicolor damselfish)
Lineage: Eukaryota; Metazoa; Chordata; Actinopteri; Pomacentridae
Gene: nckap1l
Product: NCK associated protein 1 like
Exons: 31
Coding region: 82-3453 (1123 amino acids)
Biological process (GO): cell migration; cortical actin cytoskeleton organization; cell projection assembly
Cellular component (GO): SCAR complex
Source: RefSeq, a predicted model, not a curated record